AUGGAAAUGAGUUCUAUACGCGUGAAGUCUAAGGUUGGUGCAAAUGAGCUAGUCUCGUCUACAACAUGGCUCCAAUCCCAUGGUCUCAGGAAAAAGAAGCUGACUCUGCCAAAGAUAUUGGCGCAGCUUGGUUUCCAGCAUAAAGAAGACUAUGAAAACAAACUUGGGCGACCAGUAUCCUCGCGAUAUGCACAUGGUCUUUUCCACCAAUAUAACUUUGAUGGUAAAAUAUAUAAUCUGACAGCCAAGAAAGAACAUUUCCUGCAGAAGAUCCAUUUGGUCGCCGAUGCUAUUGAGCUGUACAAGCAAAGACUCGCCUGGCUCGCUGGGGGAAGCCGGCUUACGUUUGGUGUAAUACAGGAACAGUCUGUAGUUUUUAUCCUAGACUUUAAUACUGUGACUAAACUUCAAUAUGACCGAAGCCGGGAUGCUUUCUGCAAUGUUCUCCGAGAACAGGUGGCACAAAUUUCCAAGUUUAACUUAAUUUGGGUUUCGCUGGAGCCUGUUAAAUGGCAUCAGAAAACUGUUCGUGGCACUCGGCAGUCAAUCGAGGCAGCUGUUGAGUGGGUUUCGAACCUACCAUAUACACCAGUGGACAACCUAGAUAGUGCCGCUGAAGCUUUAUCACAAGCGGUGAAUGACCAGGUUGAAGCCGUGUACUACUUUUCUGUAGGAGACAUUUCUGAUGGAAAGGAAUCACUAUUGGUGCAAAGCUUUUCGAGUAGCCCGCGUCCAAUUCAUGCUGUGUCUUAUAACCCCCAAAGCAGUGGAACUAUUACAUUUUGGAAAGAGUUACGCCAUCAGUCUUCUGGCAGGUUCCAUCUAUAUUCAGAACAAAAUAAAAAUACUGUCAGGACGUUAACUCAACAUGGGGAAGAUCCAGCCACAACAAAGCCAAUCGCUGCCAACAUUCUUCCUGAGUGUGACCUGAGAGAAGAUCAGCUGAUGAUUAGGAAGGAAAUGGAUGAAGCCGAAAAUACUCUUAAAAAAUUACAUGAUAUUUUAAAAGCAUUUUAUGAUCCUGAUGAUGAAAACAGCACCCAACCCAUGCCUGAGCCAGGACCUGACGAUUAUGUUAGUUCAAAAGAAUGGCUAAAAAAAUUUGGAUUAAAACCACAGAAACUGCGGUUUUAUGAUGCCCUCGCAGACUGUGCUUUUCGCCACAGUGAUGGUGUAGUGGACAUUAAGACGAAGCCAGAGGAUGAGUCCGUGCAGACAGAUGCUGAAAAUAACAUAAAAUUUAUCAACGCCAAAUACUGUGAUCGCUUUGUGCACACGAUCUGGAAAGAUGGCUCUGUGGUCCAUCUAUACGUCAGCAAAGAAAAGUGUCGGUGGUAUGAAGAAAAAAUGAAGGCUGCUCUAGAGCUGAUGGAGAGAAGAGUCAAGUGGCUUCAGAAAGGCAGCAGAGAACUUUUUGGCACUAUCCUUGAAGACCAAAUCUACAUUCUAAUUGACGUCUCACAUUCCAUGAAAGAGAAGCUGUUUCUUGUGAAGGAAAAAAUAUUUCAACUUAUGGAGGAGCAGCUCAGAUACAAAAAGAUGUUCAACUUUGUAAAGUUUGAUUCUAAAGUUGAAGCGUGGAAGUCACAAUUAGCAGAGGCUACUGAAAACAACUUAAGAGAUGCUUGGUUUUGGGUUAAAGAGCUUCAGGUUGGCAGCUCAACUAACACCCUGAGAGCUCUCCAAGUGGCGCUUGCAGACAGCAACACUCAAGCAGUAUACCUGCUUACUGAUGGACGCCCUGACCAGCCCUCUUCAUUGAUUCUCAAUCAACUGAAUCUCCAGCAACAAGUUCCAAUACACACCAUUUCCUUCAACUGCGAUGAUACGGAGGCAAACAACUUCUUGUAUGAGCUUUCAAAAAAGACAGGUGGGAGAUUCCACUGUUAUAACAGUUAUCUAAAAGACUCAGAAGCCCCACAGCCUUUCGUGAGUGAAGACAUACAGUUACUUGUGAAUGAGAUCGAGAUGGGUAAAGCAGAUCUGGAGAAAAUACAGAAAGUUCACAGCGAAUGCUUAAUGUUGGAUUGGUACCACAACGGAGAAAAAGAUAUUUCACAUACGUCUUUUCAGUUCCAUCAGAAAUCUCUGGUUAGAUCACAGUCAGCUCAUGAACUUACCGCCACCGCGCCACUUCUGCACAGGCCAAGGCUUAGUGCGCCGAAACUGCUCCAGAGGAACAAAGCGCGCCAUGCAGCACAAACCAAAUCUAGCCUUCUUCGGGCCCUCAGCCAUGGGGUGAACCUCAGUGAAAGCUCAGUAGAAACAGACAUGCCCACAGAAACUAAAGAUCUUUUUAACAAUAACAACAAGAAAACUGCCAAGGUCCUCAAAGAAUUAAAAAUUGUAGAUGGCGCCACAUCAAGACAAAAAGUCAAGCGACUGACAAAAGAUUCUCUGGACGUUUCUUCUGGCCGCUGGCUGAAGACGCGCGGUUUGGUUGCUAAACGUCUUACCAUAAUGGAUGUGCUUGGCCCCACGACUGUUCCACACACUGCUAAAUAUGUGCCAAUUCUUGACAAGCACAUACUUUCUAAAGUUUUUAAUGAGAUUCAGGUCUGGAGCAUUACUCAUGGUAAACCCAAUGUAUCUGUGCAGUUGCUGUGCGUUUCUCAUGAGCUCGCUAUCUUUCAGAAGCUUUCAGAAGCUUACAACUCACCGGGAUCUGUGGCAGUGUUACCGUUGGCUCACAUAAAUGGAAACCGGAAGCUCAUCACAUUAAUAAAUCCCCAAGCUGUGAAUCUCAGUGAAUACAAGCAGAAGCUGGCGCGGGCAAUUGGGUAUUAUGAAAGACGUUUAAAUUUAGUCAUUUGGAGAGCUUUAUCUCAGGAGGAAAGAGAUAAGUUUGAGAGCGACACUCCAAUCUCAUACCUGGAAAACAAAGAGGCUUUAUUACAAGCCUUAGACCGGCUCGGCUGGCCCAUUCCUCUUGAUGAUGUGAUGUUACUGGAGGAAGAAAUCGAAGCCGGGAAAAGAUACCUCCAGCAGGCUUCGGAUCUUCAGGAGGCCAUCAAAAGUAAAACACCAGCGACCGCUACAAAAGACAUCAAGAAUGAAAAUCCGAAAAUGAAGCAGAGUAAGAAAGUUUUAGACACAAUGAGGAGUCAAAGGGUCAUUGCAAGGUCAGAAGUUGGAUUUUACUACCAAGGUACUGUUGUAAGGAGUAUCAGUUCCAAGCUUGCUCUUGUGGAUUUUUGCCAAGGAGAAAAUCAGAUUGUUCCAAUUAAAUUUAUAAUACAGACUGGAGGAGCAGUGUCCUGUCCGCCUCUAAAGGUUGGGGAUUUUGUGUUUUCAAAAACCGGGACAGGAAGUGGUUGCUAUGUGCCUGCUGUCGUCAUAGCAACACCAAGGACUGAAGCAGCAGAUAAACUGUACUCCGUUCUAAAAUACAACAAUAGAAAAGAGCACCGUUUAAGAAGCGAGCUCAUCAAAAUCAGCCCAUCACUAUUUGCUUAUUCCUGUCGCUACAUUAGGAAAGCACAGAUGGUGGAUUUUAGUAUACCAAAUGUCCAAAUUGUUAAACCUCUCAUGAAGCUGUCGCCUCCUGGGGAGGAAAUGUGCAAGAGAUCAAAGAAAGGAAGAAGACGCAACCUAUCUGAAGAGAAAUCCCCUGUAGACAAACCUAUUGCGUGCCUUGAAACUGAUAGCAAAGAGGAAGAUGGCAAAAAUGAAAACACCGGUAUUCACAAGAAACUGGAAGAUUUCAUAUCUCAGAUAAUGCAAUAUCAAGAGGAACAGAGGACUCAGCAACAAGCAGUCCAGGAGUACCUAAAGGAAAUAGCUAUGUUAAGGUCUCAUCAAGAUAAAUGUCCAUCUGAAGAGGAAAUAAAAGACAUUUCAAGGAAGCAGCUUGAUCUCCUUCAGCAACUGGAGAGGCUGAUGCCGGCUAGCAACAUUCAGCAGAAAAAGGAAGAGGUCAGUAAAGAUCAAGCUGCUAUGAAGCAACAAAAGCCAGGCAACGUGGAUGAUAGCCCACUGGUUCCCAACCAAAAAGUUAUGGCUCUCUGCACCUAUAAUGGAUGGUAUGAAGAAGGAUCCAUUGUUCAUGACUGUGGAGACCAGAGUUACUUUGUACAAAUGUCCUCUGGUGAGAUGUCAAGGAUGUGGAAGGAGGAUAUAUUUAGUGAUACUGAUGACUACGAGAAAGAUAUACAGGAAGGAGAGACGGUAAUCGCACCUUAUCCACAACAUAUUGGUAGUUACUGUCCCGCCAUUGUAUUGAAAGUAAUGGCGGACUUUAAACUGAUGGUUCAGUAUUAUGAUCACACUGAAGAUUGGGUGGCAAGGGAGAGGGUGUACUCUAUGAGCCGUGAAAGAUACGAGCGGGACACUGCAUACAUCUUGGAGUGUGAAAAGAGAUGGCUUGGGCAGGCAGUGGUGGCCAGGAACAAUGAAACUGGGACAUUCCAUCUGGCGGAAGUACAGAGGCGUGUUGGUAGCGGCAGACAGUAUGCUAUUUGUUGGACCGAUGGCAGUAUGGCUAUUCAAGACAUAGACUGGAUAUUCGGGAAAUUCAGCCAGCCCCAUGUUCUAGAUAUUGGUCAUCACAUCUUGACUUUAGCUUCUCCAUCUUCACUCACUUUUCUACCUGGUGUCAUCACUGGAAGCAGCGGGAAGAAACUGCAUGUUGAGUUUUGCAAUGGAAAAAGCUGCCAGAGCGUGGAAUCCCAUCACUGUUUCGGCCUCUCAGAGAGCAAAUUUUACAGCGCAGUGCAGUUUUACCACCAGCACAACCAAAGAAGAACUACAGAUGGAGAAGACACAAUCUCUGAAAAUGAAGAUUCACAUUCGGACAUCUCAUCUAUUACAUUAACAUCAACUGAUUCAGAUGAAGACAUUUAUGAUUAG
Spea bombifrons (plains spadefoot toad) is the source of this 4848-nucleotide messenger RNA. It is a transcript of the gene VWA3B, whose product is annotated as von Willebrand factor A domain containing 3B. NCBI's taxonomy places the organism in Eukaryota, Metazoa, Chordata, Amphibia, Anura, Pelobatidae. The transcript has 35 exons. The record is from RefSeq and is a predicted model, not a curated record. Bases 1 to 4848 code for a protein of 1615 amino acids.